Messenger RNA from Racocetra persica, 685 nucleotides. NCBI's taxonomy places the organism in Eukaryota, Fungi, Glomeromycota, Glomeromycetes, Diversisporales, Gigasporaceae. The record is from the annotation of a GenBank genome assembly.
AUGUUUAUGGUGUUUUCUAGUUCGCAAGGACUUAGGACUCAAAGUUAUAGUUCAAAUUCUACAAUGAAACGCAGUAGCGAUUACGGAAAUCAAAGUCACGAUAAUAGUAUUAAAAAGCCACGUUUCGCAGGACAAGGUUACAGCAGUAACUAUUCUUUACCAGGAGGUAUGAGAAGUGACCUUGCACAAGGGUCUUCUAAUACUGAUAUAUAUUAUCAAAAUCCACCGGUUGGUCCAUCUUCAAUGAUGAUGAGCAAUCCUUCCUACUCUCAAGGUACUGCGGGGUUUCACCAUCAUCCUGGACAUUCAAGUGGUCAUUUUGCUAGUAUGAAUGCUUACCAUCAAGCCGUCCCCUCUCAAUACGCAGCUAUGAAUCAAUUUUCUCCCAGCGUCAAUAGUAUGGUCCCUCAAUUUACCAGUGCUUUCUCUGGCGCGCAGUUUCCUUCCUCUUACCAACAAGCAGCCGUUAGUAACGCUACUGCAAACGCAACUGGUCGCACUGUAUAUCUCGGAAAUCUUCCGGCGGAGGUUGAUAUCGAAGAAAUGAUGAACCAAGUUAGAGUGGGUCCAGUUGAAUCGGUUCGAAUCCUUAAUGAUAAGAGUUGUGCCUUUAUCUCGUUCAUGGAUGGUGCAGCAGCCAUGUUAUUUUAUCAAGAUGCAUCAGCGCGUAAAAUAGUUCUUAACG